Penicillium arizonense is the source of this 279-nucleotide messenger RNA. RefSeq lists its product as uncharacterized. The coding region runs from base 1 to 279 and encodes 92 amino acids. The record is from RefSeq and is a predicted model, not a curated record. NCBI's taxonomy places the organism in Eukaryota, Fungi, Ascomycota, Eurotiomycetes, Eurotiales, Aspergillaceae. The transcript is spliced from 3 exons.
AUGUCGUCGCUACGCGAUGGCCUUGCCGCCUGCAAUUUGGCUCUUCAAUGUGUGCAUGGCGCAGCUUUGAUAAAUCAGGACAACAAGAGAUCAGUAUCUUCACAGCAGCAGAAAGUCACGGAGGCCAUAGAAGAAGUGGGCAACAAAAGAUUCGAAAAUGCGAACGGAAUGAGCCCAGCGAUAUACCAUUCUCAGGCGGUCCUCAAUUUAUUGAAGGACACUCGUGAGCCAGGUGCUGCGGCAGCAUCUGGCGACAUGCAUGAGCCCCAGCAAAUUUGA